This is a messenger RNA of Limanda limanda (common dab), 2194 nucleotides long. RefSeq lists its product as uncharacterized. Gene Ontology annotation, molecular function: metal ion binding; mRNA binding; catalytic activity. The transcript has a single exon. Lineage: Eukaryota; Metazoa; Chordata; Actinopteri; Pleuronectiformes; Pleuronectidae. The record is from RefSeq and is a predicted model, not a curated record. Bases 16 to 1722 code for a protein of 568 amino acids.
ACUUCACUUCAUCACAUGUCCGCACUGACAGCUGUCGUAUACGUGCAAUGGCGGCGAGCAGGAGGCUGGCUAAGCACCGUAGCGAUGAACAACGGCAACAAGUGCAACCUGGGCUCCGGCUACGACAGCCCGAAGGGAAACGUGCCGAUCGGUGGAAUCAGCACCAGCAGCAGCCCCACGAGCCUCAUGAACAAGGAGAACAAGUUCCGCGACGGAGCCUACAGCGCGAGCGGGGAGCGGGGCGUGCAGCAGCAGAAGGCCGGCUCGCAGAUCAACUCCACCCGCUACAAGACCGAGCUGUGCCGGCCCUUCGAGGAGAACGGCUCCUGCAAGUACGGGGAGAAGUGUCAGUUCGCUCACAGCUACCACGAGCUGAGGAGCCUGUCCCGCCACCCGAAGUACAAGACGGAGCCGUGCCGCACCUUCCACACCAUCGGCUUCUGCCCGUACGGGCCCCGGUGUCACUUCAUCCACAACGCCGACGAGCGCCGGCCCGCUCCGGCGGCCAACAUGCAGCCGGGGGAGCCCCGGUCGACCCGCGAGCUGGGCGGCUACAGCCAGAGGGACAGACCCAAGCUCCACCACAGCCUCAGCUUCUCCGGCUUCUCCACCCACCACGGGCUCGAGUCCCCCCUGCUAGGCAGCCCCACGUCCCGGACCCCGCCGCCGCCCCACACCGGCUCCUCCUGCGCCCCCAGCUUCUACGACGAGGUGCUGUCCCCCAACUCUAUGUCCUGCAUCAACAGUGCCUCCGACAUUCCUGUCAUGAUAACAACUUCUGUUAUUUUUCCUGAUCAACAUGACAUUUCAACAAUGAUCUCGCGGAGGAGAACACGCCCGCCGCGACGUCUCAGAACACGAACUCUCAGGUGCUUGUUGCAGAUACAAGACAUUUUUCCGCCCCUCAACACAUGUACAGUCAAUCAAAAUAUCUCUACCUUUGUAAGUGACCCCCAAGAAUUUAGAAAUAGAAAAGGGGUGGGUUUCCUACACUUAAACAUAAGAAGUUUGUUGAGCCGUCACAAACUUGAUCACAUUAAUAUUUUAGUAAACCAAGCCAACCCUGAUAUAUUGGUCAUAUCGGAGACAUGGCUACAUAAAGAUAUAGACGACCAAACAGUGUUUAUUCAGGGAUAUAAUAUUUUCAGAUCUGAUAGGGCCAGCAGGGGUGGUGGUGUAGCUGUCUAUGUUAAAAGCACUUAUUCUGCUGCUAUUUUAAACGCUGUAUCAAUCCCAAAAUGCUUUGAUUUCAUUUCCCUAAAAAUUGACCUUGGUCACAAAAAUUCUAUUAUUGUCAUUGGAGUUUACAGACCCCCUUGUGCCCCGACUAUGGCCCUCAAAAAGAUGGCAGAACUUCUUAUUCCUCUUUCUGACUCAGAACUAAUUGUGUUGGGUGAUUUUAAUUUAGAUUGGUCAACUGAUGCCUCCGAAGCUCUUAAGGAGCUGUCCUCUGACCUGCAUUUUACCCAGCUAAUUUCUGUGCCCACUCGUCCUAAUCUGAAAGACUUUUCUAAAUCAACUUUAAUUGAUCUAAUUUUUUGCAACAAACCGGAAAAAUAUGUUGCAAAUGGGGUUUUAGACUUGGGGAUCAGUGAUCAUUGUCCCAUAAUAUGCAUCCGUGACAUGAGGUUGCAGAAAUGUGGUUCUUGGGUAGUAAUGAAAAGGAAUUUUAAGCUCUUUGAUGAGCAGGCUUCUUACACGACCUUUUUUACAGCGACAUAGCAGAUACUGUCAAAAUACCUGAUGUUGAUCUGGCCCUAAAACACUUCACCACAGCUUUCAACUUAAUAGUUGACAAACAUGUUCCCUAUAAAAAAUGCAGGACUAAGAGCAGAGUCAACCCUUGGUACUGCAAUGAACUUGCAAAACAGCAUUGUUCCAGGAACAAGGCAUGGAAUUUAGCAAGGCAGACAAAUGACCAUUCCCACUGGCUUAAAUUUAGACAAUUGCGAAAUAAAUGCACAUCAGCAGUCAGGAGAGGGAAAGCCGAUUUUUAUUUGAAAAAAUUCACUGAAUCGUCCAAUAGACCAGGUGAUUUCUCGAAAGCAGUUAAAAGUCUAAAAGGAGAGCUCAGUUCAUGCCUGCCUGCUAGCAUUUUAGCAGACUCCACUGUUUUAACUGAACCCUCUGACAUCUGCUCUGCUUUUAACAGACAUUUUACUGCAGCCGGGCACCUUUUUGAUAAUACCGUGCA